AUGCUAGAGGAUGCAAAAUCGAAAGGCGAUGACCUCGCAGAAGUCGUGCAUUCUCUUAAUUUAGAAAAUAAUGCAAUAGUGCUUCUGCUAUCAGAUUCUCUGAACAGCGAAAACGCAGAAAACUUAUUCAAACCUGAAAAGUUUAAGGUGGAAGUUUCUCUUGAACAAAAUGCUUAUAGGAAUGCACGUGCAUAUUAUAAUAAAAAGAAAAAUGCACAGAAAAAAUAUGAAAAAACGAUGAAUACUAGUGAAAAGGCUUUUAAGUCCGUUGAAAAAGCCACGAAAAGAGAACUUAAAGAAGUCGAGAAGCACGUAACUAUACGAAAGCAAAGAAAAGUUUUUUGGUUUGAAAAGUUCUUAUGGUUCAUUACUUCCGAGAAUUAUUUAGUGAUUGCAGGAAAUAAUGCACAGCAAAAUGAAAUCAUCGUUAAGAAAUACAUGAAAAAGGGCGAUAUAUACGUCCAUGCUGAUAUUCACGGUGCGGCCACAUGCAUUAUUAAAAAUAACAGUUCGCAUAUGGAAAUCCCCGCCAAGUCUAUUAAUGAGGCUGGCACGUUUUCUAUUUGUCAUAGUUCCGCUUGGGAGGCCAAAAUUGUUAUCGGCGCUUACUAUGUAAAACCGGAACAAGUUUCUAAAACGGCUCCAACAGGGGAAUAUUUGCCCACCGGAAGUUUUAUGAUUAGAGGAAGAAAAAACUUUCUUCCACCCUCUCAACUUAUUAUGGGCUUUGGCUUUCUUUUUAGGCUCGAUGAAACUUCUGUAGCAAACCACGCGAAUGAAAGAAAAUCUCUUCAAUAUACCGAUAACGAUGACUCUAAAGAAUAUGCUUUUACCAUAAAAGAUUACGAAGAACGAAGUCAUAGAAAACAAAAAAAUACUAAUGAAAAAAAUAACCAAUCGGACGCCAAAGAGUUGGAAUGCGACACUUUUUUGAGCAGCUCGGAAAGCCACGAGGAAGACGACACUAUUUUUCCAGACACAAAAGUCGUAACGGUUGGCUUUGGCCUGUACGGCCCACCUGAUUCUGUCGCUAAAAGUGAUGAAGUUGUUUCGAAUGCGAAUGAAAACGUUCGAGCGAAGCGUUAUAUGUCUGCUAAAGAAAGGAAGGACUUAAGAAAAAGUUCUUGCAAAUCUCAAAAUAGAGAAAAUAAUAUAAAUACUAAUAAUAAUGAAAAUAAUAAUAAGCUCGAAGUAGUUCGGCCAUAUGUUAGAGGGAAAAACAAAAAACUCAAGAAAAUUAAAGAAAAGUACCGCGAUCAAGACGAGGAAGAUAAAAGACGAGCAUUGGCCGCCUUAAAGCCGGAUGGAGCCAGAAAAAUAAAGAAAAAAUCUGCCAAUAAAAAAGCUGGACAGAAAAAUAGUGAUAAAAUUUCAGCGCUGGAAAGACAAUCAGAAGCGGGAAAAAGGACUUUUUUAAAGCUCGUAGGAGAAACCACUAGCAACCUACCAGCUACUGAAAUGCUCCCAGAAAUACAGAAAACUCGCGAAGAAAUAUUACAAACGCGUCAAGAAAGAAAGCAGAAACAGAAAAAAGAUGAAGAAGAACUUGAAAUAUUAAAAAAGGAAGAAAAUAUAGUUGACGAGGAAGAAAAGGCAAAUCUAGACGCGUUAGACCAGCUCACUGGAAUCCCCCGCACCAAUGAUGUUCUUUUAUUUGCUCUUCCCUUCUGCGCUCCGUAUUCCGUUAUGCUGAAUUUCAAAUAUAAAGUCAAAUUAACGCCCGGAAAUUCUCGUAAAGGCGCUGCUGCUAAACUUGCGAAGGAACUUUUUUUGAAAAAUUCAGAUUCUGCUGUUGAAAAAGAUUUCAUUAAAGCAGUAACUGAUAACGAAUUGGUUCAACAGAUCCCUGGAAAAGUUAAAGUUUCUGCAGCGCAAAUUAGUAAUCCGUCUUUGAAAAAGCAAUUAAAGCAAAAUAAGAAAGUUGAAAUUUUAUUAUAA
This is a messenger RNA of Zophobas morio, 1938 nucleotides long. RefSeq names its product ribosome quality control complex subunit NEMF-like. Gene Ontology annotation, molecular function: tRNA binding; ribosomal large subunit binding. Gene Ontology annotation, biological process: ribosome-associated ubiquitin-dependent protein catabolic process; rescue of stalled cytosolic ribosome. Bases 1 to 1938 code for a protein of 645 amino acids. Gene Ontology annotation, cellular component: RQC complex. The transcript is spliced from 17 exons. The record is from RefSeq and is a predicted model, not a curated record. Lineage: Eukaryota; Metazoa; Arthropoda; Insecta; Coleoptera; Tenebrionidae.